Syngnathoides biaculeatus (alligator pipefish) is the source of this 5078-nucleotide messenger RNA. RefSeq names its product ADP-ribosylation factor-like 8Bb (gene arl8bb). The coding region runs from base 2975 to 3664 and encodes 229 amino acids. Lineage: Eukaryota; Metazoa; Chordata; Actinopteri; Syngnathiformes; Syngnathidae. Gene Ontology annotation, molecular function: GTPase activity; GTP binding. Gene Ontology annotation, cellular component: lysosomal membrane. The record is from RefSeq and is a predicted model, not a curated record. The transcript has 13 exons. Gene Ontology annotation, biological process: anterograde axonal transport; protein transport.
GAAUGAAGAUUAGCCGAAGUAAAACAGAAUAUAUGUGCGUGAAUGAGAAAAGUGGAGGGGGAAGAGAGAGGCUACAGGGAGAAGAGAUAGCGAGGGUGGACGACUUCAAAUACUUGGGGUCAACAAUACAGAGCAAUGGAGAGUGUGGUCAGGAAGCGAAGAAACGGGUCCAAGCAGGUUGGAACAGCUGGCGAAAGGUGUCUGGUGUGUUAUGUGACAGAAGAGUGUCUGCUAGGAUGAAGGGCAAAGUUUACAAAACAGUGGUGAAGCCAGCCAUGAUGUACGGAUUAGAGACGGUGGCACUGAAGAAACAACAGGAAGCUGAACUGGAGGUGGCAGAAAUGAAGAUGUUGAGGUUCUCGCUCGGAGUGACCAGGUUGGAUAGGAUUAGAAAUGAGCUCAUUAGAGGGACAGCCAAAGCUGGAUGUUUUGGAGACAAGAUUCGAGAGAGCAGACUUCGAUGGUUUGGACAUGUUCAGAGGCGAGAGAGUGAGUAUAUUGGUAGAAGGAUGCUGAGGAUGGAGCUCCCAGGCAAAAGAGCGAGAGGGAGACCAAAGAGAAGGUUUAUGGAUGUGGUGAGGGAAGACAUGAGGGCAGUUGGGGUUAGAGAGGAAGAUGCAGGAGAUAGGCUAAGAUGGCAAAAGAUGACACGCUGUGGCGACCCCUAACGGGACAAGCCGAAAGGAAAAGAAGAAGAAGAAGUUAGUCAAUUUGAACCAGUCAACAACUCCUAUGGAGUUCUGUGUGGCUUUGUUCUAUAACUCUUUCAAGUGGAGAAUUGUUGUUACCUUUAUUUUCUACAGUGGCAUGUUAAGUUUACAACUGAGGCUAUACCUCUUUCACACAAUUUUCUCUUGCACACGCAGUAUUAGGGGUGUUUAUGGAAUUUAUUGCAAAGCUAUUUACACACGGAAUUUAAGUGCACGACAGGGUUCUGCCUCCCUUGGGGUGUUAGGCAAUUUUAGGGGCAAAGCUAUUUACACACGGAAUUUAAGUGCGCAACAGGGCUCCACCACCCUUGAGGUGUUUAGGGAAUUUUAGGAGCAAAAGUUAUUUACACACGGAAUUUAAGUACGCGACAGGGCUCCGCCACCCUCAGGGUGUUUAGGGAAUUUUUAGGAGCUCUUUUUUAGGAGCAAAAGCUCCGCCACCCUCAGUUUUUUUCCACCCUUAAACUGCUUGACAUUGACUAGUGUCGACAAGGCUUGAUCGUGUCUCCUUACACGCUUCAAUGACUCCCCAUCAUUUACUCUUUGAACCGGUUUCACUCUUUUUAAACCAAAAUUGGACUCACCCUGUUGUCUUCCGUCCUGUCAACCAUUGGAUACCUGCCGACGGGCUGUACACCAGUCCCGGAAAGGGUCUUUAGACUCAGAAGGAGUCUGCCGACUGUUGAUGUAAGGAGUCUGCCAACUGUUAAUAUAAAAACAAUGGGAAGAACAGCUGGUGAUGUCUGUUAUUGAAGAAAUUGUGUGGUUUAUGAUGAAACUUCAACUUUAUCCUGUUUUGUAACACACAUACGUUGAAUAUCCAUUCCUUUUCUGAGCCGCUUAUUCCUGCUGCCAUCGGCCAGGAGGCAGGGUACACCCAGAACUGGUUGCCAGCCAAUCGCAGGGGACAUAGAGACACACAAGUCGCACUCACAAUCGCACUUAAAGGCAAUUUAGUGUCCAAUGAAUGCAUGUUUUCGGGAUGUGGGAGGAAACCGGAGUUCCCGGUCAAAACCCACACAGGCACGAGGAGAACAUGCAAACUCCACACAGGGUGGGCUAGGAUUGAACCCUUGUCCUCAGUACUGUGAGCCCAAAACUCUACGCGGAAUAUCACAAAUUUAAUAUCCGCUUUGGUGUCAAUUUUGUUUAAACACCAAAUUAGGAAGACUAGCACCACCCAGUGGGAUACUAGUGCACAUCAACAUCAGCUCACAGGCCCCAAAAAACACAGAACAGAUGGUCCUCGCGUUACGACGCUAUCGACAAAAUGAGUGGGUCUUAUCUUUUGCGUCACUUUUCAUCAAAAAAAAAAAUCUGAAUUUCUUGUCAGGUGCUUUUUGGAUACAUAAAAGUUACUUUGGGAAAGUUAUUUAUCAUCCAACCAUAUAGCAAUAGAAAUUGAAUUGAAUCUAUGGAUACGGACUUUUGAUAAAAUAAUGAGGUUAAUGAAAUUGAAUUUUGAGCAGAUGCUCUUUUUUAUGCAAAUAAUCAAGCGCGUCCGCAUUGCGUCUGCUAUCUCUACCAAUCACACGUCACGUAAUAACGAGAAAGGGGCCUAAAAAAUUCCAGAAAUCAGAAAGCUCAAUAGAAACCACAUCCCCAUAAUUUGUAGCAUUGGAUUUAUUUACAGCAUAACUCCCCCUGCUGCAAAAAAAUUCAGUCCGUUACAAUACGGUUUCGUGUGACAAUUUUCACUUUCACUUUCGGUCUUGACUCUUAAUGAGAGCUUUAAGUGUGAAAAACGUAGAACGGAAGUACUGAUUCACUGUCUCUCCCUGUGAAAACUGCUUUGAGUCGCAUUUGUUUCAAGUUAGAGCGGCGUUGACGGUCUUGUGGGGUCUGCGCCAGUCAUGAUGCUGGUCCUGGUUCGUGAUGCAGUGCUGCUGGUCGGACUGGCGUUGUUGUGCAGUUCGGACUUCGCUCCUCCAACUGUCGACAUUAACCUGGGCGAUGAUCCACAACUCCGAUGGAUGCCGAUUUUUAAAGUAUUUGACUCCGACUUCAUCAAGAAAGGUGGUCAAGAAAACAUGGAGAAAAAUCUCCAAAUAAGCCGCAUCUUUGCAUGAAGCCAAAGUGGUUCAAGGUUGGCAACAAGACUCAAGACAAGGCAGAAGACUUUCAAGAUGCUGUCCUACAUCUUUCCAAAAUUCCCAUCAUCACACAAGUGUAUUACAUAGUGGGCGGGACACGGGCUGGUGAAGGGGUAGUCAUCUGCAGAAACCGAGCAGGCCCUGCAAAUAUCUGGCUUUUGGAUCCACUGAAUGGAGGAUGGUUCGGGAAUUGAGACCAACAUUGACCACUGGCUGCCUCCCCCAUACAAGGAUACUCGAAAAGAAGCAGCAGAAAAAGCAAUGAAUGCGACGGGACAAGAGCAUAUCAAUAUGUGCACGCUUUAUCAGGUUUUGUCACGAUUUUCCGUGCGUAAAAGGUCUCUGUUUUGGAAAGAAGAGAUGGAGCUUACACUCGUGGGACUUCAGUAUUCCGGGAAGACCACGUUCGUCAACGUGAUUGCUUCAGGCAACUUCAGUGAAGACAUGAUUCCUACAGUUGGAUUCAACAUGCGGAAGGUCACAAAAGGCAAUGUGACAAUAAAGAUAUGGGAUAUAGGCGGACAGCCUCGCUUCCGAAGCAUGUGGGAACGCUACUGUCGAGGAGUCAAUGCUAUUGUGUACAUGGUAGAUGCAGCAGAUCAGGAUAAAGUCGAAGCAUCCCGAAAUGAACUCCACAACUUGUUGGACAAACCACAACUUCAAGGAAUCCCGGUUCUAGUCCUAGGCAACAAACGAGACCUAGCCAACGCGCUGGAUGAGAAGCAGCUCAUUGAAAAGAUGAACCUGUCUGCCAUUCAGGAUCGUGAGAUCUGCUGCUACUCCGUGUCCUGUAAAGAGAAAGACAACAUAGAUAUUACACUGCAAUGGCUCAUCCAGCACUCAAAGUCACGAAGAAGCUGAGAGUUAAAUGUAGCUGCGGCCUCAACCCCCACGCCCCGAACACUUCUGGAUCCUUCACAGUCAUCCCUUCAACUGCCUCCGUGAAUACUUCGGCUCUCUCUGCCUACUACCGCCGCACACCUGCACCACCAGUCACUACUACCGUAGCUGUGUAGCCUUUGUACAGCACUAUUAGACCAACUCUUCUUUGGAGUGCUCAAAUGUUGUCAUUGAUAGAAGAUGGACUGUUCAUGCCCCUCAUGCCUUACUGCCCGUCCUUGUGGACAUUUCUCCAUACAGGAAUCAAAUGACAUUGUAGUUUUCUGUUUUCAUAGCCCUGCAUAACAUCACAAACGUGUUUGGUGUUGACGGUCCCAUUCUGUUUUUUGUUUUCCAAAUGAGGACUCUUAGCAAUGUCACCUUCACUUAUUUGGCACUAGGCAUGUAAUGACCUAAUUUAUUGCAAGGCUUAAAUUCAAUGUUAUACAAAGAUGACUAGAAGGCAGAAUGAUUGCUGUCUGAAAUGGACCUGCAGGUUUGUCAGAAAAUGGAUGGAUGGAUGCUUUCUAAGUGCCUUUUGGCGGAGUGAGAGCCCCAACAAGACGGUUAUUGGCCAAAGCUGUGUGUAACACACUAUUAUGAAAUCAUUGCAGACCAACUUCCUGGAUUACACCUCAACCAUCUCUUGAGAAUUUUAUGCAUUCCAGCCUCAGUCAGAAGACAUCACAGCACCGUCGUCGUGUGAUUGAAACACAUUGAGGAAAUGUUACAUUUUAGUCAGUUGGAUUUCAGUGCCUAUUGAAUUUGGUCUAGUUUGAAAUGUGAGGGAUACUUUACAGUUAUUUAAAUAUUGUGGAAGUAAUAUGGGCAUUGCCAAGUAAUCCUUUAUACUUGUCCGGAUUGUGUUCAGGUUAAACAACAGAAAGCCAGUGUUUGUCAAGAUCAAUCCGUAACUCACAAAGAACAAAAGAGUUGGAUGAUCAUUUGGAGUCUUGAUAUGUAAAUGCCAUAAAAGAGUGAUUGUCAUUCCCUGCCGUUUUCUUCCUUUUAUCAAAGGGUGGCUGUAAUCAUUUGAAUCUCGUCCAUGCUAAACAGUUAGUUACUGUCACCAUUUCCUGAAUUGCAUUUCUUUAUAUGUACUAAUCAUGAAAAAGUCCAUGUCAUCAUGUUGUCCUCUGUCUAUUGGUGAUAAUUGUGUUGUGACCACAGUAGAAGUGAAGGGCUGUAAAGUUGCGUGACGGAGUAAACUGGGGGAAUGAAAAGCUUUGUCAGCUGUGUAAUAUUAUAGCAAUUUGUAUGUGCAUGUGCUAAUAUUAUUCACAUUCAAUUGCAGACUUUGUAAAUAAGAAUUUGGCAUUUUAAUUCCAACAAAUGCUCUUGUAGAUGUCAUGCAUUCUUUCCAUGUGAUUGCUAAUAAAUUUUUUUUUUUUUUUUA